Molecule: messenger RNA, 1893 nt
Organism: Maylandia zebra (zebra mbuna)
Lineage: Eukaryota; Metazoa; Chordata; Actinopteri; Cichliformes; Cichlidae
Product: alanine aminotransferase 2
Biological process (GO): biosynthetic process
Molecular function (GO): pyridoxal phosphate binding; transaminase activity
Source: RefSeq, a predicted model, not a curated record
UCAGGAGAGAUGAGCACUGUGCAGGACGUGAAUCCCAGGGUGCGUGGGAUCCGAGCCCCAGUGAACCUGCAGGGUCUAGCAGCAUGCAUCUCAGAGCAGAUUGCACAGAGUGUAAAAAAACCCUUCAAGAGUGUGAUUGAUGUCAGCUCAGGUGAUCCACACAAGGCAGGAAUGCCACCUAUCUCAUUUAUUCGCCAGGUUAUGGCAGUGUGUCUGUACCCUGAGCUCCUCAAAGAAAAAAGCCUUCCUCUGGAUGUCAGGCAAAGGGCACAGAAGCUUCUGGACAUGUGUUCUGGAGGGAGUGUGGGUUCAUACUCCACAACCUCCGGUGGUUUACCACAAGUCCAGAAAAGCAUUUCUGAAUUUAUCACAAGGCGAGAUGGUGGCGUGCCUUCUCAUCCAGAAGACAUUAUCUUAACUACUGGAUUACAGAAGAGUUUGUCGGUGUUUUUGAACCUGCUUACCAGCGGAGAGGGCAAAACUCAGACAGGUGUGCUGACCCCCAUGCCCUGUCCACAUACUCUGCCCAUGCUGCUGGACAUGACUGGGCUGGCACUGGUUCCAUACCGUCUUUUUGAAGAACAAGGCUGGGCUGUAAACCUGGAUGAGCUGCAUAGAGCUUUAGAGGCUGGAAGAGUCCACUGUGAGCCCAAAGCCAUAUACAUCAGCAACCCAGGAAAACCUACAGGUUACGUGCAAGACAGAGAAACUAUUGAGAAGGUGAUUCACUUUGCUGCUACCAAUGGCCUCAUCAUACUGGCUGAAGAGGUGCACCAGGAUAGUGUGUACGGCCAGGACAAAGAAUUUAUUUCCUACAAGAAAGUGCUGUCUGAGAUGGGUAAAAUGUAUGCUGAGACAAUGGAGCUGGUGUCUUUCCAUUCAAUUUCCACAGCCCACAUAGGAGAGGGUGGUCUGAGAGGAGGGUAUAUGGAGGUAAUCAACAUUGACCCAGCAGUGAAAAAGUACUUAACUGUCAUUUCCAGCGCUUCAGUGUUACCACAGCUGGCACUGGAACUUAGUGUUAAUCCACCUAGACCUGAAGAUUCUUCCUAUAACUCAUACACACAGGAGAUUCAUCAUAUUGAGGAUACUCUUUCCCAGAAUGCUAAACGGGCGUGUGAGUUUCUGAAUAGAGUAGAAGGGAUGAGCUGUCAGCCAUCAAUGGCAGGACUCUUUCUUUAUCCCCGGGUACACUUGCCACCUCACAUCGUAGAGGAGGCUAAGAGGCUGGAAGUGAAGGCGGAUGUGCUUUACUGUCAGAGGUUGCUGAGAGAAGAGGGUAUUUGUGUGGGGGCAGGUUGUGAGAAUGGACAGGAAGAUAAAAACUAUCACAUCAGGCUGUGUAUUUUGACUCCUCCUUCCACUCUGGAGGAGAUCUUGGCACGCCUUCGUUCUUUCCACCAUCGCCUGCUGGAAAAACUUGCCUGAUAAAAUUGUCAACAACAGAAUAAAGGAAACACCUUUUAAUAAUAAUGCUGUUGCUUCCUUUGCAGCACAAUGUAACCAAUAAUGUAGUUACUGUACAUAAAAUCAACUGUGAAUACUACUGUAUAGAUAGAGAUCUCUUUAAACCUUAAUCUGUCAUUUUAACCAGAUUAUGCACUGAUACUCUGCACCAGCAGUUUAGCCACUCUCCCUUUCACACCUUUCCCUAACAAGCAAAAGCCCCCUGACGCAGUCCCGGGAGGAACCACAGAUCUCUUGAGGGCUGUGUCAGUGGGGCAUUUGGGAUAAAAAUAAAUGUUAAAAAAAAAUCCAAAACAAAUAUGUGGCAAAUCCGUGUGAUUAAGGGAGCCCUUGAAAGCAGCCCCACCACUCUGCAGUAACUGAUUUUGGUUGAUUACACUGAAGUUAAACUGUUGGUAAUUAAAACACUAAGAUUUUUAGUGAUCA